AUGUUAACGCCCGUGCCCGGCAUCCAGUAUUGCGAGGAUGUCUUUACAGAUCGAUACGAACCCGUUGAAGAAACAUUUGAAGACUCGCGCCUGGCCAACAUUGCGGGCAUUCAUACACUUAUCAAUCUAGAGCGCAUCCCAUCGACGUUACUCAACUCUGCUCCCGAGUCUUGUCGCUUAGCAGCCGAAGCAGAUGCCCUCAUCUUGCUAUACGAGGGCUCAUCGCCCGAGAGUCUGGAGGAGCUUCGGCGCAUGAGGCUUCAAGUGCUGGCUCCGCACCUGGAAGAAGUGGCGCCGCCUACGGCCGUUGUCGCGGGCAAGGCGGACGGCGCGGAGGCCGCGGGGCAAGCGUGGGAGCGCGGGCUAGACGAGGGGAGCGACCUAGCAGUUUCAUUGGAUGCGAGAUUCGGGGUCGCAUCAGCUCUUUGGGGGGAUGGAGUCAAGGAUGUAGUUGAAGAGUUGGCAGCGAGGGCGUUGGAGAACAAAGGUAUCGACAAGGAGGUUCUAAUGGGAGCAGGAUCGUGA
This is a messenger RNA of Fusarium pseudograminearum CS3096, 525 nucleotides long. RefSeq lists its product as uncharacterized. The transcript has a single exon. NCBI's taxonomy places the organism in Eukaryota, Fungi, Ascomycota, Sordariomycetes, Hypocreales, Nectriaceae. Bases 1 to 525 code for a protein of 174 amino acids. The record is from RefSeq and is a predicted model, not a curated record.